Molecule: messenger RNA, 2477 nt
Organism: Scatophagus argus
Lineage: Eukaryota; Metazoa; Chordata; Actinopteri; Scatophagidae
Gene: foxi3a
Product: forkhead box I3a
Exons: 2
Coding region: 434-1564 (376 amino acids)
Biological process (GO): regulation of transcription by RNA polymerase II; cell differentiation; anatomical structure morphogenesis
Molecular function (GO): DNA-binding transcription factor activity, RNA polymerase II-specific; RNA polymerase II cis-regulatory region sequence-specific DNA binding
Source: RefSeq, a predicted model, not a curated record
GUGUGAGUGAGUGUGUGACUGCAUGUGUGUGAGUGUGUGAGUAUGUGUGUGUGUGAGUAUGUGUGUGUGACUGCAUGUGUGUGUGUGCUGACAUACCUCAGCAUUAAAUCCUCAGGCUCUGAUCUGCCUGAAGGGAGGAAUUCAACCUGGUCUUAUUCAAAUCAACCCCCGACCACACACACACACACACACACACACACACACACACACAUUGGUGUCUGUGUGUGUGUGUCAGACAUCAGGGUGGCCAAUCAGCUCGUUCGUGGGUGGGGCAGCAGAGUAUAAGUGUCUCAGGUGAACAGCAGCAGGUGUAUAGGGCAGGACAGGUGCAGGACGACCACACCAGCCUUGUGCAGCUGCUGCAAACACACACACACACACACACACACCACUGCAGUCAGACAGGAAGGAGAAGAGAAGCCGGGUUUCCAUCAUGGCGUCCUUCGUCCCGGAACAGGGUCUGUCCCCCCCUCUGUGUGGACGCUCUCUGCCCCAGCAGGAGCUUCCGUCCCUGGGCCUCGACCCGUCUGACUUCAGCCUGUACAGCCCUCCAGCUCCUCCAGAGUCCAACCUGCUGCUGUCGCCGUGGCUCCCACCCACCAGCAACCACAGUGACCCCCUUCUCUGCAGGCCCGACCUGGGCCCCACCUGUGGCCCCGCAGGAGGCCCCCCGGUGUUCAGGGGCUUCUUCCCUCAUCUCUACAGUAGCCCCUGGCUGUCCAUGUCCUCCCCGGACGACAUGCUGCGCCUGGUCCGCCCGCCGUACUCCUACUCCGCCCUCAUCGCCAUGGCGAUUCAGAGCUCGCCUGAGCAGCGGCUGACGCUCAGCCAGAUCUACCAGUACGUCUCCAACAACUUUCCCUUCUACAGCUGCAACAAGGCCGGCUGGCAGAACUCCAUCCGCCACAACCUGUCCCUCAACGACUGUUUCCGGAAGGUUCCCCGCGACCAGAACGACCCAGGUAAGGGAAACUACUGGACCCUGGACCCGAACUGUGAGAAGAUGUUUGACAACGGAAACUUUCGUCGGAAGAGGAAGAGGAAGGCCGAUAAUGUGAUCAGCGGAAAGAAACCUUCCUCCUCCUGCUCCUCCUCCUCUGACUCCUCUGACUCCUGCUCAUCAGAGCCCAACCCUAAACUUCCCAGAAUGCACUGCUGCAGCACUGAGCUCCCUGACACUCCCUCCAGCCUCAGCCGCCUCCUGUGUCACCUCCAAGACUCCCUGCUGUCCCCCGCCCCUCCUCCUCUUCCUCCUCCUCCUCCUCAGGAACUCAGCUCCUCUUACUCACCUGGAGGUGUGGUGCCUCAGUGGGACACCUGCAGCUCGUCACCUCCCCUCUACUCCUCCCUCCAUGACUCCAUUGCUCCUCCCCCUCCUGCCUUCCCCUCCUCCCUGGCAGCUCCUCCCCAGCCGUCGCCUCCCCUCUACAUGGACCUGCAGACGGCGUCCUGCCUGCCGCCGGAGCUGCAGGAGGCCCAGCAGCUGCAGGCCCAGUGCGAGUCUCUGUUUCCUGGGGGCUUCGCUGACAUCCUGCCCCUCGACGCUCUGGUUCUCCAGCAGUGACGGAACGUGAGAGAACGUCAUGAGUUUACACUGAGAACUGCUGAAGUUUAACGUUUGUAAAGAGUGUUUGUAUUUAUGUGUUGCUAUGCUGUCUGAAGCUAACAAAGAGGGCGAAUGUCUUUACGGUGUAAAUAUGAGCUCAACAUUUGCAAUAAAAAACGAAAAGAACCAACACAUUUCUGGCGUCGAAUCAAGUGUUUUCUCAUUUUUCACCGAUCACCAAAUCCUGAGCACAGGAAGUCAGUUUAUGAAGUCAUUUGAGACAAACUGGAUUCGCAGAAAUCUGAAAUGAGAUUCGCUCAAAACAAAAACAAAACGUGACAAAAUGAUUCUACAGCGCAACCAGAACACCAAACAAGAAGUUCGUGUGAUUGCCGACAGUCUGUUCAAUUCAAUUCAAUUUUAUUUAAAGUGCCAAUUCAUAACAGAGUUAUCUCGAGACACUUUACACGUGUGUAAGCAACACAUCGAAAUAAAAGAGAAGAGAAUCAGAGAGAAUCAGGUCCCAGGGCAAAACCCCACACUGAGUCAGCAUUCGGCCACAGUGGAGACGAAAAACUGCCUUUUAACAGGCAGAAACCUCCAGCAGAACCAGACUCAGCGUAGACCGCCUUCUGCUGCGACCGGCGGUCUGCCCGCUCUGUCGCUCGUCACCCAACUCCAGCUCUUCUUCAUGGGUUGCCUCAUCCUGCACCAGGCCGACGAUAGCUGCACUCAAACACCACGAUGACACGAAAUGAAGUAAUUAUACUGCGACCUUCGUCCCGAGGCAGUUAAAACCCUGUUACUGUAACGCUGAGAAGCCAGAUUGAAGUUCAGACCCAGUGAGUCCAGCAGCUCGGCGGGGCUGCGCCUUCACUUUGGUUUUGUGUGAAGGGUCACCUCCAACAGGUAACAUCACCUGCAGCUUACA